Messenger RNA from Acanthoscelides obtectus, 1984 nucleotides. The record is from the annotation of a GenBank genome assembly. NCBI's taxonomy places the organism in Eukaryota, Metazoa, Arthropoda, Insecta, Coleoptera, Chrysomelidae.
UCCCAUUAUGAGGAGGGUCUCAUAUUAGGACCCCGAUAUUUAUAUAGAAUUUUUUCAGGGGAGUUCUUCUAAACGUCGCAAACAAUGGAACAAGGGGCAAAUGGUGUUGACGAUUAAAGCAGUUCGAACUCAUGUCAUGGGUUACAAGACAGCGGCGAAACAUUUUCAAGUACCGAAAGGUACCCUUGAACGUUAUGUUAAAAUCAUUAAUUUUUCUCCUGAAGAACUCGUUCGUACAACACUUGGUAGAAAACCUGCUUUAGGAAAAGCUAUCGAGGAUGAGCUAGUUCGAUACUGUCUCGAUAUGGAUAAUAGGUUUUUUGGUCUGCGAAGAUCUGAUGUAAAACGCAUGGCCUUCGAGUUGGCAAUUGCUAAUAAUAUCCAGCACCCAUUUUCACAGGAAAAAGGCGUUGCAGGAAAAAAAUGGCUUAGAGGAUUUUUCAAACGUAAUCCCCAGCUGUCUGUUAGGUCACCUCAAGGCAUGUCCAAUGCCAGAAUACGGGGAUUCAAUCAAGAAAGCGUUGCUUCAUUCUUCGAUUGGUACGAAAAGGAAUUAUCGAAAAUCAAUUUUGCACCACAAAGGUUGUUUAACGUGGAUGAGACAGGGAUUAGUGUGGUGCAACAUAAAAGAAGUAAGGUCAUUUCUGCUAAAGGUAAAAAGCAAGUAGCAACACUUACAUCAGCUGAAAGGGGAGGCCUUAUUACAGUGGUGACAUGCAUGAAUGCCGUAGGAACUUACGUACCGCCUUUAAUUGUGUGGCCUAGAAAAAAUAUGAAAAUUGAAUUGAUGGACGGUGCGCCAACCGGUUCCAUUUACGCAUGUCACCCUUCUGGAUGGAUUCAAGCCGAAAUAUUUACACAAUGGUUUGACCAUUUUAUUAAAUUCACAAAGCCAACACCAUCAGAUCCUGUGUUAUUGGUGCUCGAUGGACACUACUCCCAUACGCGUAACAUAGACGUAAUAAAUAAAGCUAGAGAAAACCACGUAUCAAUUGUUUGCCUACCUCCCCACAGCACACAUCGCAUGCAACCGUUGGAUGUAGGAUUCACGGGGCCUCUGAAAACGUACUAUGCUCAGGAAAUUGAGACUUGGCUGCGAAACAACCCUGAUCGUAUUGUCACGCCAUUUAUCAUUGCAAGACUAUUUUCAGUUGCAUAUAACAGAGCAGCCACUAUGGAGGUUUCGGUGAACUCGUUUAGAACAACGGGACUAUUUCCGCUUAAUAGAAAUAUUUUCCGAAAUCAUGAUUUCUCAGUGUUCGAAGUUGAGGAGAAAUUAACAGUCCCUGAAGAUACUGUAAGUCGUCCUCCACCGGGAUCUUCCACAGAAUCUAGAAACAUUGAAUAUACUUCAGGAAAAUCAGAAGGUAUCAGUUGCAUUAAAACAGCUUUAGAUAAUCCCCGUCCAGGAACUUCCAAAGAUUCUAGCGAUAUUGAGGAUGCCGCAGAUGAUCCACGGCCGGGAAAUUCAAAAGAGUCCAAUGAUCAGGGGGCUGUAAAUAGUUCUCGUAAAGCCGUCAAAUACCUUUCAGAACCUACAAAGCUUGUCAGUCCAGUGCAGAUAAAACCUCUUCCCAAAAUAAAGAGCAAGAAGCCCAGUGCUCGUGCAGGCAGUGCAGCAUUGAUUACCUCAUCUCCUUACAAAGAUGAUUUAAUAGAAAGUUUGGAUAAGAAACUUACAAAGAAGGUUAAGUUUGACGAUGCAAGGGAAGCAAAGUUUCGCAAACCAAAAAGUACUAAACGGUUUAAAAAGAAGAGGGCCGAUUUAAGUGACAGCUCAACUGAUGAAAGCGAUGACUUGGGAGAAGUUGUUGUUGAUGAUGAGAGUGAUGGUGACGAAAAUUAUGACGCAGAAUGCCUCUUCUGCACAAGCAUGUAUUCUGCAGACAAGCAUGGUGAACAGUGGGUUAGGUGUACAGUGUGCUACAGAUGGGCCAUGAAGAUUGUGGUGCAGAAGAUCCUAUCUUUGUGUGCCAAUGUGUGA